UUACAUGCCGUUGUUGUGACUGACCUGCUGCCCAUUGGAAGGGAGUCUUCUGUCCUGGACACAAUUAUGUGAACGUGAACGUCAGGCAGAACAGCUGGAUUCGCUACCAUCUACCUCGUUUGUCAUCUGCAGCAGAUCAGGUUUCUUCUUCAAUAUCCACUCUACCACUCCUUCGUUGCGUUUGCCUGAGAAAAGAGACAUGCAUGAUAAAGCACUUAUCAUGAUGUCUCAGUAUGACUCACGUGUCGCAUGGUGAAAAGGAGUAUCUCCAUUCUGAACAUAAUCGCAUACAUGGUAGAGGGAAGAGAGGCACCCGUGCAUUCUCGUACCUUGUCUUCCAUUUCCAGCCCCUCCUGUCCAGCGACCUCGACGAGCGCCUCUAGGACUUCUGGGCCCUUGUCAUCAUCUCGGAAGGCUGCUGCAUGGAAUGCACUUACGCCAUCCUGUUCACAGCAAAUCAAGAGCACAUCGACACAACCAUGACUCACGUUCAUUUGUGUGAUUUACGAUACAGCGUCAGAGGCGACACGCCACAGGCCAGGGUCCAUCUUUAACAUCCCUCUUAUCGCAUCCGCCGAGCCAAACACUGAUGCACACGACCAUGAGAAUGCACCGCAAGCCGAGAUCAAAUUUUUCUGUCGUGCCUUACUCGCUGCAACUUGCAAGGGCGUCCCACCGACCUUGUGUGACAAAAGGGCAUGACACAGGCAUGUCAAGCGGUCGCUCUUCUUACCGGGCGCAGUAAGUGGCUCCGAUUGUCCAGCAGCACCUCAAAAACCUCCGAACUUGAGCAUUUCACUGACACAGCAAGACCGACCCUGUGAUACGUGGUGAUGCAUUGUUCUGCUGAUACAUACUUGCGGCAAGAAAAAUCGCUGAACAUGUAGCCUUCUGUUCGUCCAAUUCCCAUAUUCCAGUUGUCAAGACUUGUUCAGUCUCCUCAGGCGACAGAUCGGCAAGGGCUGCCCGCAAUCCAGCUGCAUCUGAUGCCUUAAUGGCCUUCUUGAUGCUGUCUCGGAGAAGCUUGGUAGCUUCGUUUUCAUCAGUGGCUAGGUCGCCGCUCAAGCGCGCCUGCAGAUGAAAUAGCAAAUGGACAGGCACAUCACAAAGCCUCACGUGAUCCGUUCUUCUUCAUGGUUGUACAGCUCGGAAGCUUUCGAGUGAGUCAGCUGUUCCUUGCGCCAUCAUAGGGCCAGAUGGUUGGUAGGUGCCAGAUGAGUCAUGCGUAGGGCCAGGACCCAUGGGGCUACCCACCAGCGGCACCUGUAGACGAAAAACAAAUUGAGACGCACAUUUGCCGUUUCUUAGUGUGAAGUUUGUACUCUCUCAUUUCCGAAUGAUUCAUUCCACGCUUGGAUCAAUUCAUCUGUUCCUUGCGCCAUCAUAGGGCCAGGACCCAUGGGGCUGCCCACCAGCGGCACCUGCAGACAAAACAGGACAAGCUUAAUUGAUUGCGGCAUCGCGUGUCUGAGUGCGGCCUCCAAUUGACGUUCUCGAGCCGCCUCGGUGCUGGCGUCAGCUCGAUCUUGGUGUCGGCCAAGUUCAGUCGCAUCAGUCCUUCGUCUCGCUGGAUGGUCUCAAGGCGCAGAAGAGGCACCCGGUAACUGGCGGGAGAGGCCGAUUCUCCGCGUCGUCCUCUCCGCUGGAAGAUGGACGGCAUCUGCAAUGGAAAGAAACAUCAUGUCCAACCACCCCAAGCCGGCGCAGCUGCCAACUGACCUUCGGACGCUUUGUCUGUCCCUGGUGGACGGACCCAUCUGCAUCACCGUCUCCGUCACCCUCUACUCUGGGCAGCCGGACGUACCGCGUCUCAUGGAUGGAGCUCGAGCGGCUGUGGCUGUCUCUGCCGCUUCCACCCUCCUGGCCUUGCAGGCGGGGGGUGCGCUGCGUGUGCCAGAAGCCCCACAUUCUGUUCUGCCGACGCCAAUGCCCACCCCUCUCGUUCCCGUUCC
Messenger RNA from Vitrella brassicaformis, 1952 nucleotides. Lineage: Eukaryota; Vitrellaceae. The record is from the annotation of a GenBank genome assembly.